CUAUCCAUUAGCACGGAAUAAUCUUGUACGCCAUCUACUCCAGAAAAGACUAGCGAACGGCGGUCCGCCACUGCGCGCACUUCUCAUUUGCUCAUCUGGUAGAUCUAUGGAUUCACCAUCCCAGUCUAUUCACCAGACUGCCGGGGCUUCUGGAGCCUCUAAAAAAACCCAUCAUGCAAGAUUCCGAUCUACUUCGGGGGGCUUGGCAGGGAUUUCCAUUCUUUUUCUUGCUUAAAGACUGUGUUCCUGUCGCAACCCUGUUUUUUUUCUUUCUUGGCUAUUUGCUUGUUUCUCUUUGUUUCAUUUAAUCUCCCCAAUCGGACCCUCACAAUGGCGGGAUUCUUGAUACCGGAUCAUUACGUGAACGUAAAGCCUAGUACCACCGAUCAAUUGGUCGCCAGUAUCAUUUGGGGCUUCACCCUCGCUGUAGGAAUCUUCACAGGCCAGAAAGCGGGAAGGCAAACAUGGGAUCAGUGGAAGCGCACAGGACGGGCCAAGGCCUAUGUCUGGAUGAUUUGGGCUGAAUGGUUGGCUUCAAUGCUGAUUGGAGUCUUGUCGUGGUGUUUUAUUCGUGGUUAUAUUGCUCCCAGCUUCUGGAUCUAUUUUGUUCUCCUUUGCGCCUGGGUUGUCCAAAUUCAAUGCAUUUGCGGCAUCAUCAUCAACCGAAUUUCACUUCUUAUGGUCGACAGACGAAACGCCAUCAAGAUCCGAUGGGUAACAGCUAUCAUUCUCGGCCUUAUCAACAUCAGUGUCUUUUGCAUUUGGAUUCCCGCUCAGCUCCAAAUCUCUCAGCGAUUUCACGACAUCAACUACAUUUGGGAUCGCAUUGAGAAGGGUCUCUUCCUGGUCAUCGACGCAACCCUGCACGGCUACUUCGUCUACCUUAUUCGCAUCAAGCUCAUCGCGAAUGGUCUCACCAAGUACAAGCCAUUGAUGCGAUACAACCUGAUUAUGAUUGUCAUAUCCAUGAGUUUGGAUGUCAUUCUCAUUGGUAGCAUGUCCAUAGGCAAUGGUUUCAUUUACGUGCAAUUCCACCCUCUCGUCUACAUGCUCAAGCUUCACAUUGAGAUGAACAUUUCCGCGCUUAUCGUGCGAGUUGUUCGUGCAACCGGAGAUCACAGCUCAUACCCCGACGGUACCGAUCUGCGCUCCAAAGUCAGAGCUGCAGUCUCGAACAAAAAGACGGGCAACUCCAAUCGCACAGGCGGUACAGGAAAGGGCGCCAUGUUUUCGUCUACAGGGAGAAACUUGGAAGUGCGCAUUGACGCAGGCGGUCAAGUAACCGACAGCGAGAACAGACCCCAGCCACCGGGUAUCACAAAGGUCACACAGACGCAUGUCACAGUCAUGCCCAAGCACGACGAGGAUGAUGCCAGCUCACAGUCCUCGACGCGGCACCUGAAGGAUCCUUACUCGUAUCCCUGAUGCACUAGGGCUGACGGAGGGGAGUUGAAAGAUGGAGACGGCAUUUCGGUGACAUUCUCAGCUUGCCAAACAUAGCGAACGAACUACGCCACAAAACGUGGCUCGGAGAUUAUAGAAUUAGAAGCGUCUAGAGUCAUAGAAACGAUCACUAGCAUAACGUACUUAAUUAAUAAUGGAUAUCUCGACUCCGAAGCGCGACGUGAAGGAGAAACGGACCCAGCAGCUAAGGUUUUUUCGCCGACAUGAUCUGCGACCGGGUUGCCCUAGCUCGGCACAGGCUCGGUGAGCUACGUGGAGCAGCUCCGGUGAGACACUUUGCACAACGGGGCUGGUAGCACAGAAGAAAUUGUUAGUGCAAGGAGCUAGAUAUGGUUAGCUGUGCGAUGGUAUGGCUCAAGUGGCAAACAAUGACUAGCUACAAGUCAAUUGAGUCGUCAUGUGUCUUCAAUUGAUCGUUUUCCAGAGCUGAACCGUCGAUGCAAA
Messenger RNA from Fusarium redolens, 1908 nucleotides. RefSeq lists its product as uncharacterized. The record is from RefSeq and is a predicted model, not a curated record. The transcript is spliced from 4 exons. Bases 331 to 1425 code for a protein of 364 amino acids. NCBI's taxonomy places the organism in Eukaryota, Fungi, Ascomycota, Sordariomycetes, Hypocreales, Nectriaceae.